Molecule: messenger RNA, 1635 nt
Organism: Bipolaris zeicola 26-R-13
Lineage: Eukaryota; Fungi; Ascomycota; Dothideomycetes; Pleosporales; Pleosporaceae
Exons: 1
Source: RefSeq, a predicted model, not a curated record
AUCAUGCAUCGUUCCUGUUCUUCCGCACUCCUUCUCUCUCUUCUCAAUAGUUACCUCGCCGAAGCUCGCCCAGCCCCACAGGCCAAUCCACCUCCAUGCCCGACAAUUGUGAAUUUGCCAGAGGCAACUCUCACUCUUAGUCCAGGUCCAUCCGAUGUCGUUGUGAAUGGCCUUCCUGAUGGCGCAACUUCAACAAUCUCGGCCAAUGGACCAGCCAUCACUAUCGGCCCAAAUUUGUUAUCGCUAAAUGCAGACAACAAUGUCAACCUCAACGGCUUUGUGUUCUUGUUCAGCGACGAUAUGUGUCCGAAGCUGGUCAUACCAAUCACCAAUCCAGAUCCUGUGCCUGGGGAAAAUACAGAUGUUAUUCCGCCAAUUCCAGGACCAACUGAUACACCUCCAGUAGACCCGGUACCGUUGCCAGAUCCUAGCCCAGUGCCAGAACCUAUCGAACCUACCCCAGAGCCCGGUCCAGUUGAACCCAUUCCGGAACCUGAUCCAGUGGAGCCUGUUCCAGUUCCUAACCCAACUGAACCCAUUCCAGUUCCUGAUCCAGUCGACCCUAUCCCAGCUCCUGACCCAGUUGAGCCCAUUCCCGAGCCGGAUCCAGUGGAGCCUAUUCCAGUUCCUGACCCAGUCAUUCCCAUUCCUAUACCUGGACCAGUUAUUCCCAUUCCAGUGCCAGAUCCUGUCAACCCCAUUCCAGUGCCAGAUCCUGUCAACCCCAUUCCUGUACCAGAUCCUGUCAACCCGAUCCCGGUGCCUGAUCCAGUGCCUGACCCAGUCGAACCCAUUGAUCCAACCAUCACACCUCCUCCUCCCCCGCCUAACAACGAAGAUCCCGAUGAUUGCGAAACCCAGACAGCAAACGUGUGCACGCAAGGAUGUAGCUUCGGCACCAACGACCUUGGAAUCACGACAACCACCUCAUGCAAAGAUCCCUCUUGCACAGCAACGACAGCUUGUGGCGUCUCCGAUUCUACCACUACCACAACCAUCGAAGCACCAGCCUGCACCCUCGACUUGACCGACGGCUUGAUGCCGGGCUACCCUUUCCCCGUCGACGGCGACGGCCCGCUCCCCAGAGCCGACGCUCCACCCAACGUGCCCGCCCCAGCUGAUCCCCAGCCCACACCUAGCGAACCAGUUGAUCCCGCCCCAGAACCCACCGAUGCACCUGUCGAGCCACCUCAGGAGCCCGAACCCGAACCUCAACCCGAACCUCAACCCGAACCUCAACCAGAGCCUCAACCAGAGCCCCAGCCUGAACCUGAACCCGAACCUCAGCCUGGACCCUCACCCACCGACCAAGUCUACCAAGCCGGCAAACUCACCGCAGGCGACGGCACAGAAUCCAUAGUCAUCUACCGCAACCCCCGCGACUCGCCCUUCAACGUCUGCACCGACACUCCGUUUUACAAGGAAUCAACGCUCGUAGGAUUGUCCAAACGCUUCGACAUUCCUGAUUCCGACUACAAGAAUUGCGACUUUGUGGGUAUUGGGUCUGAUCCUUUGGGGAUUUACUGUGACGGAAAGGAGAGGCUGCCGUGUGUGGUUGUGGAGGGGUCGAGCUUGAACAUGUGCUUGGCGGGUAAUGGGGACACGUUUAGUGUUACUUGGAAGUGCAAUGAGUAG